GCUACGCCCCGAGAAGAAGUGGGAGGCUUGCCCCCUGAAAAGGCUCAUUGUAAAGAGGGAUGAGAGUGUGUGCGCAGCCUGUGAGUGUGUCCAAGUGUGUGUGAGCGUGUGGACCCCCUCCUCCUUAACUAGCUGGUCAGCAGUGGAGGGAUUAGGAAAGCCACCCCCGCUCACUCACUCAGUCACUCCCUCAGUCACUACUAACUAAUAGACGGAGGGCUGCAGUAAUCGUGAAUCAUGCUCGUCGUCGUUACUGCCGGCUGGGAGUGGAGCCGAAAUUGUGCAAGAUACGGAUAACUGCAAAGAAAGGUCCGAGUGAGUCGAGUCACGUUUCCAGGUUUCUUCCCUCUGUCGUCAAAAUGUUUCAUCAGGAGCUCCGCCGCUGCCGCCGCCGCCGCCGCUCGGACCCGUCGCAUUAUGUUACUUCCCUCACAUGUGCUUUAUGUUGAAGAAGAAGAAUAAGUGACCUGGAUAAACCUGCGAGGAGGCUGCGAGUGCGACUGAGCAAAGCGAAGAGCGUGCGGAUAUUUCCCAUUAUCGCCGUGCAGUUUUUUUUUUUUUUUCCCCUCAAGUGGACGAAAAGGGGGGAGGAAAAAAGUUGGGGUUUCUGGUCAAAGUGGAAUCAUGGGGAACGCAGGGAGCAUGGACCACCACACUGAUCUCAGGGGACACAGCAUGCCCCUGAAACUCCCCAUGCCAGACCCAGGUGAACUGGAGGAGAGAUUUGCAAUCGUUCUGAACUCAAUGAAUCUUCCUCCAGACAAAGCGCGGCUCUUGCGGCAGUAUGACAAUGAGAAGAAAUGGGAACUGAUCUGCGAUCAGGAGCGAUUCCAAGUGAAGAACCCGCCUCACACGUACCUCCAAAAGUUGAGGAGUUAUCUAGAUCCAGCAGUCACAAGAAAGAAAUUCAGGCGAAGAGUACAAGAGUCCACCCAAGUCCUGAGAGAACUGGAAAUUUCGUUACGGACCAAUCAUAUAGGGUGGGUCAGAGAAUUCCUAAAUGAAGAGAACAAAGGCCUGGAUGUGCUGGUGGACUACCUUUCUUUCGCACAGUAUGCUGUCACUUUUGAUGGUGACUGUGUGGAGAACAACCCAGAGGCUAUGAUGGAUAAGUCUAAGCCGUGGAGUCGCUCUAUAGAAGACCUGCAUGGAGGAAGCACCCUACCAUCUCCCAUCACUGGGAACGGUAUCACCCGAGUGGGGCGACAUUCCACAUUACGUCAUCUGCUCUUUUGUCUGCCAGUCUUCAACAGCAGGACACCAAGUGCACUGAGCUGUCCAAAGUGUUCUCAGUUAAGACGUUGCAACACAUUACCCAGCCGGAGAACGCUGAAAAACUCCAGACUGGUCUGCAAAAAAGAUGAUGUCCAUGUCUGCAUCAUGUGCCUGCGUGCUAUCAUGAACUACCAGUAUGGCUUCAACAUGGUCAUGUCACACCCGCAUGCUGUGAAUGAAAUUGCACUAAGUCUCAACAAUAAAAACCCAAGAACCAAAGCUCUGGUCUUGGAGCUCCUGGCGGCAGUUUGUCUCGUGAGAGGAGGCCACGAAAUUAUUCUCUCUGCCUUCGACAACUUUAAGGAGGUAUGUAUGGAGACACAGCGAUUUGAGAAGCUAAUGGAGUACUUCAAGAAUGAGGACAACAACAUUGACUUCAUGGUGGCGUGUAUGCAGUUCAUCAACAUUGUCGUGCACUCAGUGGAGGACAUGAACUUCAGGGUUCAUCUACAGUAUGACUUCACCAAGCUGUGUUUGGAUGACUACUUAGAUAAACUAAAGCACACAGAGAGUGAUAAGCUGCAGGUUCAGAUCCAGGCUUACUUGGAUAAUGUGUUUGACGUGGGAGCCCUUCUGGAGGAUGCAGAGACCAAAAAUGCUGCCCUGGAACGGGUGGAGGAGCUGGAGGAGAACAUAUCACAUAUGACAGAGAAGCUGCAGGACAUGGAGAAUGAGGCCAUGGCUAAGAUUGUGGAGCUGGAGAAGCAGCUGAUGCAACGAAACAAGGAGCUGGAAUCCAUCAGGGAAGUCUACAAAGACGCCAGCGCACAGGUACACUCACUCCGACAGAUGCUGAAGGAGAAGGACGAGGCCAUCCAGCGACAAAGUAAACUCGAGAAGAAGAUCCAUGAGCUGGAGAAGCAGGGCACCAUCAAGAUCCAGAAGAAAGGAGAUGGGGACAUUUCAAUCCUGACUUCGCCACCCUCUACUGCAGAGGGCUCGCCAGGUGCUCUGACUGGAGGAAACGGUGUAGCUGUCAGUCCAAGUCAUGUUGCAGUUGCAGCGGGCGCGUCUGUUCCACCUCCACCGCCUCCUCCACCCCCACCACUGCCAAUGAACGGCACGUUGUCAAACGGGCCAACAUCAGCAAUUCCAGCAGCAGCAGCUCCCCCGCCUCCGCCACCACCCCCUCCACCUCCACCUCCACCCCCACCCCCAGGAAUGGGAUCAGAGAUAUCAGCCCCUCUUCCUCCUCCCCCUCCUCCUGGGGCCCCUCCACUGCCUGGCUGUGGGACGCCCACUGUCAUCAUGAACUCUGGGUUAGCAGAGGGACCCAUCAAGCUCUUCUCUGUUAAGAUCAAGAAACCCAUCAAGACCAAGUUCCGUAUGCCCGUCUUUAACUGGGUGGCCCUGAAACCAAACCAGAUAAAUGGGACUGUCUUCAAUGAGAUUGAUGAUGAGAGGAUACUGGAGGACCUGAAUGUUGAUGAGUUUGAGGAGAUGUUUAAGACGAAAGCUCAGGGCCCGUCCAUCGACCUCACUGCAAGCAAGCAGAAGGUCAUCCAGAAGGGGCCCAACAAAGUGGCUUUGCUGGACUCCAACAGGGCAAAGAACCUGGCCAUCACACUGAGGAAAGUGGGCAAGACAUCUGAGGAGAUCUGCAAGGCUAUUCAAUUGUUUGAUUUACGGACUCUGCCGGUGGACUUUGUGGAGUGUCUAAUGCGCUUCCAGCCCACGGAGAACGAGAUUAAAGUCCUGCGACAGUUCGAGAAGGAGCGCAAGCCUCUUGAAAGCUUGACAGAUGAGGACCGCUUCAUGAUGCAGUUCAGCAAGAUCGAGAGGCUCAUGCAGAAGAUGACCAUCAUGGCCUUCAUCGGCAACUUCACUGAAAGCGUGCAGAUGCUUACACCGCAACUACAUGCAGUCAUUGCCGCAUCUGUGUCCAUCAAGUCAUCUCAGAAGCUAAAGAAGAUUUUAGAGAUUAUCUUAGCACUUGGAAACUACAUGAACAGCAGCAAAAGAGGAGCGGUGUAUGGAUUCAAGCUGCAGAGCUUAGACUUGCUACUUGAUACCAAGUCUACAGACCGCAAACUAACAUUAUUACACUACAUAGCCAAUGUGGUAAAGGAGAAAUACACACAAGUUUCCCUUUUCUACAACGAGCUGCACUAUGUGGAAAAAGCUGCAGCAGUGUCGCUGGAGAACGUCCUGCUGGAUGUUAAGGAACUGCAGAGAGGCAUGGACCUGACCAAAAGAGAAUACAGCAUGCACGGUCACAACACCAUGCUCAAAGACUUCAUCACACACAAUGAGAGCAAGCUAAAGAAGCUGCAGGAUGAUGCCAAGAUCGCACAGGAUGCUUUUGAUGAGGUGGUGAAAUUCUUUGGGGAGAGCUCCAAAACCACCCCCCCAUCCGUCUUUUUCCCUGUGUUUGUGCGAUUUGUUAAGGCCUAUAGGCAAGCGGAGGAGGACAAUGAGCAGAGGAAAAGACAGGAGCAGAUUAUGUUGGAAAAACUUCUGGAACAAGAAGCAAUGAUGGAGGAAGACCAGAAGUCUCCAUCCCAUAAGACCAAGCGGCAGCAGCAAGAGUUGAUCCAGGAGCUCAGGAGGAAACAGGUGAAAGACAGUCGCCACGUCUACGAAGGCAAAGAUGGAGCGAUUGAGGACAUCAUUACGGUGCUGAAGACCGUGCCCUUUACCGCCCGCACAGCCAAACGUGGCUCUCGGUUCUUCUGCGAGUCCGCUCUCAAUGAGGAGUACCAUUACUAAGCUUAUAGAACUCUAUCUUCUCAAAGAUUUGAGGAAUCAGCCUUACAGGCGAGCGGACGCCGUACGGAGGAGCGUCAGGAGACGCUUUGAUGAUCAGAACCUGCGGCCGGUCAACAAUGGCGACGUAGUCAUGUGACGAGGGAACAGUGCAUGUGCUAGGGCUGGGGAUGGGGGAAGGUAUUGAGAGAGAGUAAGGAGUGAAAAAAAGACUGAUGCGGAGUGAAGGAUGGCAAGUGAAAGACAGGUGUUUGUAGCAACAAGUGAGAUGAUUAUGUAUAUAUAUUACAUAAGAAUACUCAAUAUUCCACGUCUGUUCUAUAGUAGUAGCAGCGUUUCAUUAUGAAGGACUGGGACAUGUAUGGGAUAUUAAAGUGUCUGAAAGGUUGAUUCAAAAACCUGUGACGAGCCAAGUGCCUGAACUUAUUUUUGUGGUUUCGUUAUCACGUUGUCGUGUUUGUCUAAUGACUGUUUUUAAUAAUCCCACUCUGAGCAAUACAAGUUGACUCAGCUUUAAUUUUUAAGAUGUGUAAAACGGACAUGCAGUGGCCUUACGAGCCACGUGAAACGAUGUUACUUUGGAGAGAUGAUGUAGAAUGUACGGGACGUGUUCCCUUUUAGUUCUUACAAAUAUUCCGUCUUUUAAUGGAGAGGUUUGACACUCUGAAGUAUUUCAUUAUU
Molecule: messenger RNA, 4662 nt
Organism: Archocentrus centrarchus (flier cichlid)
Lineage: Eukaryota; Metazoa; Chordata; Actinopteri; Cichliformes; Cichlidae
Gene: fmnl2a
Product: formin-like 2a
Exons: 30
Coding region: 625-3984 (1119 amino acids)
Biological process (GO): regulation of cell shape; cell migration; cortical actin cytoskeleton organization
Cellular component (GO): cytosol
Molecular function (GO): actin filament binding; small GTPase binding
Source: RefSeq, a predicted model, not a curated record